Zootoca vivipara (common lizard) is the source of this 3467-nucleotide messenger RNA. Its product is annotated as nuclear body protein SP140-like protein. Gene Ontology annotation, cellular component: nucleus. Gene Ontology annotation, biological process: regulation of transcription by RNA polymerase II. The record is from RefSeq and is a predicted model, not a curated record. Gene Ontology annotation, molecular function: protein binding; DNA binding; DNA-binding transcription factor activity, RNA polymerase II-specific. NCBI's taxonomy places the organism in Eukaryota, Metazoa, Chordata, Lepidosauria, Squamata, Lacertidae.
CAGGGGGGUUCAUGGUUUAUCAUCAAGCGUUCCUACAGUUUCGGUUUCCUUUUCUGAUGUAUGUUUCCGCGUCCGUGAUUAUUUCCUUUCCACGAAACGGGGAAAGUUCUCCCUUCUCGCCAAGCGCAGCUCAGAACAGGCAGCGCCAGCCCUCGACGGGAGCCCCGCCGCCGUGCCGCCCUAGGAAGACGUGGAGUUUCCUUUCGUUUUCUGUCGCUCUUUUGCCCGACGACUUCUGGACUGGACGGGGGAGUCCUCCUGCUUUCUUUAGCCCGUUCUUCACAGCUCCUACUCCGUUUAGUCAAAGCAGAAAGUAUGUCUGCUCCAGGUUCUUCAGCUGAAAUUUUGGACUGGUUCAGAGCCCAUAAAAUGAAGAUUUCUACUGCAAUUAGAGACUUGUUUCCUUUUCUUUAUGACCUACGAGACAAGAAUAUAAUCCCUGAAGAAGAUUUUAAGAUUUGGGAAGAUAAGAUAACUGCGAAUCCAAAUGAUAUUCGAAGAGUGGUAUAUGAUGUCCUUGAGAGCAUUCAGAACAAUCUGUCAGCAAUAAAGGAAAUCUUCUGCAGCCAAAACCUGGCAGCAUAUCAAGAUUUACGGCCACUAUAUGAAAGCCUAGAAAAUGGGACACAAGAACAAAAUCUGGAUUUCCAGGGCACGACACUGCCUGUAACCUGUGGAACAGCACAAGGCAUUUUACAUACGGAUAUAUUUGCAACAGGAGUUUCAAGGAAAAGUAUUGAGGGUUCCAAUGGAAAGUGGUUCACACCAUCACAAUUUGAGACUGAAGGAGGACGUAAACACUGGAAAUGGUGGAGAAGAAGUAUCCAAUGUGGAAGGACUUCACUGGACACAUUAAUUAAGAGGGGACAGCUACCUGAGCCACCACUAAAUUCCAGCAGGACAACGAUGCCUGAACAUGAUGAUGUAUGUAGAGAAGAUUCACUGAAAUGCUGCAGUUCAUGUCCCAGAUACUUUCAUGAAGAUUGCCAUAUUCCGAAAAUAUCUGCUGAGAAAAGCAUGUCUGCUCCAGGUACUUCAGAUGAAAUUUUUCGGUGGUUCAGGGGCCAUAAAGUACAGAUUUCUUUUGCAAUCAAAGAUACUUCCCCUUUUCUCCCUCUCCUGCGAGCCAAGAGAAUAAUCUCCGAAAAAGAUUUUAAGAAUUGGUAUGAUAAGGUAGCUGCAAAACCAAAUGAUAUUUGUAAAGUAGUAUGUGAUGUCCUUGAGAGCAUUCAGACCAAUGUGUCUGCAAUAGAGGAGAUCUUCUGCAAGGAGAACCUGGACGCAUAUCCAAAUUUACAGCCAUUAUACGAAAGCCUAGAAAAUGUUCUUCAGCAUGCUCAGAAUAGUUCUGCUGCAGAACCUGGGUGCAGCAAAGUACUCCAGGGAGAAAUGAAGGAACCCGAGUCCCCUGGGGAGCAACAAAGAAAAGGCAUGCAGAAUAAUAAAAUACAAGAUUUGAAUGUCGGGGUCCGAACACUGAAAGUACGCUGUGGAAGAAGUAAAGGUGUUUUAUAUAAGAAUAGAUUCACAGCAGGAGUUUCAAGGAAAUGUAUCAAGGGUUCCGAUGGAAAUUGGUUCACACCAUUAGAAUUUAAGGCUAAAGGAGGAUAUAAAAGUUCAAAAGGCUGGAGAAGAUGUAUCCGCUAUGGUGGGAUUUCCUUAGAAACAUUAAUAAAGUGGGGAGAAAUACUGAAGCCACAACUGGAAUCCUCAAGAAUGCAGAAGCCAGAAGACCUGUGUGCUGUGCGCUGUGUGUGCUGUGAGGAGAGAGGUCACAGAUAGACUACAAUUCAUGUCCCAGAUCUUUUCAGGAAGAUUGUUGAGAAAAAGUACAGUAGUUCAAUUCAUGUCACAUUAGCAGACAUCUUUAUAAUGCAAAGUUGGUUGUUGACAGUCAUGGUACCUGAAGCGAUGGUAAAAUAGAAGUAAAUCAAGCAGUGAUCUUCAUAUAUAUCAAAGUGAAUGUUAAAAUAUCUUCUCCCUUUAGGGUUUGAAAAUUUCAGUAGAUGGAAAAGUAGUGGAAGAUAAAUUUGGAAGGAAAUUUUGGGAAGUGUUUUCUAUUCUGUAAACAAUUUCUUAAAUUACAGUAAUCCGUCUUCAGACUUGUGAGCCAUCCAUCCCAAAAGGUGCUAACUUGCUUGCUGUUUUUAAAACCUCUUAACUUUACCCUAUUCUUUCAUUUUAAAGUUAAGUGCCUAUGACCCAGAUAGACUGAAAACUUUGGCUUCAUACCAAGCCAAAAUUUCCUUAGCAACUGUUUAGUGACAGCAUAAUUGAAAUCAUGUGUAUAUGUGAUGCAUUUGGAGGGCGUUGUUUGUUUACAGGGGCUAAGAGCAAAGAACUGAGCUUGGGGCUGGCAAAUGAGACGUGUGAAGAAUCAAGUUGGAACUGUGAUGCAAGCAAAUCUGGACUUUGCUGCUUGCACUGGCCUCAUGAAACAAGGAGAGGACAGUAUUAGGACAACCCUGGAUUUGGGCAAUGGAUUUUGCUGCUUUUGCAACAUUAUGGCAUUCUGGAUCCUGUCGGAUCCAUCUUCCAUCUUCCCAUCUUUGUCUAUGUAAAACUUAUGUCUCAGUGUCAUUUGGGAGAAGGCUACACAGGAAACAGGACAGGACCAGCGCUAGACAUUUUGACACCUGAGGCAAACCACCAAAUGGUGCCGCCCCCCCCCCCCCGGCCAGGGAAGAAGAGUAUCGACAUUGGGAUCUGCUACACCUGUGGAUCCUGCAGCCUGAGGCAGUCAUCUCACCUGAUCUCAUGGGUGGGCUGGCCUUGUUCAUAGCGACAAAUGUGUCUGCAACAUCUUCUCAUGCCUCGGCCUUUUCCUAUUUUUGCUUGUUGCAAGGAUCACUGGCCGGGAUCCUUUGUAUGUAUAAGUAUCACUCCAUCCUUGGUAUGUGUAUGGAUUAGGGUUAGUCUGCUCCAGUAGGAUAACUCCUUCACUCCAAUUUUUAUUUACCCUUUUCCAGGGUAAAUCUCCACAAGGCAAAGGAUGCCCAAUCUGUAAAUGUUUGAUGAGGAAAUAAAGCUUUUCAACUUUAGUCUGGCUAUUUGUCUAUAUACUUCCUUGCAAAGAGAGAUCCUGGAUUGUGUGUCUGAGGCCUGAUCACCUUGGCACACACAGGAUUGUGUGUCUGAGGCCUGAUCACCUUGGCACACACAGCAAUGCUGUUGUUUUAAAGGUCACAAUCCAGUUCUGACCCUCAAACUGGGUCAUAACAAUAUAACCCCAAGGCAUGCUCUUAUGCACCACCUUCUGUAAUUUUAUCUACACCUUAUGUCUUCAACCCACAGGCCGAAGGACCCACAGCUGGGUUGUAAGGCCACAUCAGGUGGGUCACGACAAAACUAACCACAUCACCAUGCAAACCUGCAGCCUUCUAUUCUCUUUCCUAUGUGAGGGUUUCCUCCUCGCUUUGCACUGGCACAGCUUUGGCCCAGCCUCCUCCCCACCCUCUGUUGAAACC